This is a messenger RNA of Helianthus annuus (common sunflower), 1094 nucleotides long. Its product is annotated as probable inactive receptor kinase RLK902. The record is from RefSeq and is a predicted model, not a curated record. Gene Ontology annotation, biological process: protein phosphorylation. NCBI's taxonomy places the organism in Eukaryota, Viridiplantae, Streptophyta, Magnoliopsida, Asterales, Asteraceae. The coding region runs from base 1 to 1047 and encodes 348 amino acids. The transcript has 2 exons. Gene Ontology annotation, molecular function: protein kinase activity; ATP binding.
AUGAACGCCCUUGGUCAGUUUUGGCCAUACUUCUCACUCCUCAUAAUGCUCAUCCUAUUUGCUUUAUACAAAGCCAUAACAUACAUUUCAACCAAAGUUGCUCAAUCCAACACCACCCGAAUCACCAACCAAACCCCGCUAUCGUUAGAGGUCAAGAUCACACUACCCACACGAAUCAUCUUCGGUGAUCCUGAAACCGUUGCAAGGUUUGAUUCGUCUGAACUCGUUCAGCUGCCCAAGAACAGGCUCGGGGAAGGCUCGUUAGGGACGCUUUAUAAGGUGGUUCUUGACUGUGGCUCCAUGAUCACUAUAAGAAAGAUAUAUAAGAGGGUUGGUUGUGUGAGUGAUUUUGAGUAUUGGGUCAGGUUUUUUGGUGGCAUUCGUGAUGAUCGUUGGCUGUUGCCCAUGUUGUUUGCGUUUUGGUAUGGCGGAGAGGCUUUUGUUAUUCAUGAGUACAUGUGUUUAGGUAGUUUAGAGGAGCUCUUACAUGGUAGCGAAGGUGUGCAAUUUGCACCAUUAAACUGGAAAAUCAGACAACAAAUAGCACUAGGAGCAGCAAAAGCAGUAGCAUGGAUUCACAGUCGAGUAACUAAAGCAGGCAAGCCUCUAGUUUGCGGUGUGAUCAAGUCUUCAAACUUCCUUAUACAAACCGACUUCACCCCUCGUCUUUCUGGCUAUGAAACACCAUACCUCAUCUCCCCUUCCAACAUCAUCAAAAGAAACUGUGGCCGAAUGGCCCCAGAACUAACACAAACAAGAAGUGUCUACAAAACUUUCACACAGUCAUCAGACGUAUACAGUUUCGGGAUCUUGAUGUUGGAACUUAUUACCGGGAAGAAACCUUCAGUCACUAAUUUGGGUCAAUAUGAAGCCGAGAAACGAAAGAGAGAAGGGCCGAAGGGGGUUCCUGACAAACGAAUGGCUGGUGUCACCGAUAACAUUUCAGAUAUAAUAAUGCUUGCGCGAAUGUGCCUUUCAUCUGAUCCUAAACAACGCCCUUCGAUGGCAGCUGUGGUUGAGACGAUUCAUGAUUCAAUCAGCUCUUGAUUGAUUGUUAUUCUAGCAAAUAUGCAUAAAUCUAGUAAAGUUAUCAA